Messenger RNA from Chinchilla lanigera (long-tailed chinchilla), 1026 nucleotides. RefSeq names its product heat-responsive protein 12 (gene Rida). The record is from RefSeq and is a predicted model, not a curated record. Lineage: Eukaryota; Metazoa; Chordata; Mammalia; Rodentia; Chinchillidae. Gene Ontology annotation, molecular function: deaminase activity. The coding region runs from base 100 to 513 and encodes 137 amino acids. Gene Ontology annotation, cellular component: cytosol. The transcript has 6 exons.
GGCGGAGCCACACCGGGCUGCUGGGUCAGCGAGGUAAAACAAGAUCCCGGCGGGAGCUAGUACUUUUCACUGAAGGACCGCGCGAGACGAGGAUAAGCUAUGACGUCCCUGAUCAAAAAGGUGAUCAACUCGGCGAAAGCCCCCAAGGCCAUUGGGGCUUACAGUCAAGCUGUGUUAGUGGACAGGACCAUUUACAUUUCAGGACAGGUCGGCUUGGACCCUUCAAGUGGACAGCUUGUGCCAGGAGGGAUAGUAGAAGAAACCAAACAAGCUCUCACCAACAUAGGCGAAAUUUUGAAAGCAGCAGACUGCACCUUCAGCAAUGUGGUGAAAGCAACCAUCUUGCUGACUGAUAUAAAGGAUUUUGGUACUGUCAAUGAAAUCUACAAGCAGUAUUUCAAGGGUAGUUUUCCUGCUCGAGCUGCUUACCAGGUCGCUGCUUUGCCCAUAGGAGCCCGCGUGGAGAUCGAAGCAGUGGCUGUCAAAGGGCCUCUCACAGAAGCCUCACUCUGAGCAGGCACAGGGCCUUCUGCCUGGGAGUUUCCGUCGUGCCUUCAGAUCUGUAGCUUAAUUUUUUUUUUUUAAGUAUCUUAAUUCUUACAACCCAUGUUGGAAAGAACAAGUGUGACUAAAACAACCAGUGUUACGGCCGUUCCACCUCAGAGGGGAUUUGUCACGCGUGGAAGGCUGGAUAAUGGGUCCAGUUGCUGUUGCGUGAAUUACACUUCCGCGCACUCACCCUGCGCGGGGCGGGAGGAGCGCUCUGCCGUCCUGAGUGAAGGGGAACGCGCCUUCGGGGAGAGGAGUCGUCCUGGGAAAUGCUACGGAGCGCACCUAAUGCAAUUAAAUCCUACUAAUUCAGCGAGGUGGCCUCUGUAGUUCUCAUGUUAGACAGAUGAUUAUGCCUUUGUUUGAGUAAAAUUAAAUCUUUCACACUUGGGUGGUAGAGCUAAAGGAGAAAAAAUGGACCAAAAUUUUAUGCAGAUGAUAUUUUUCUAAUGGAAAUAAAAUAGACGUGCACAUUUC